GCUGCCUCCUGCUCCCCCUGGCUCCCAAGGCUGCUUCUGGAUUUAGCUGCUGCAUCGGGAGUAAGCGCCCGCCUGCAAGUGAUGCUGGAUUCAGUAACACCCAGCACGUUUCUGUCAAACAUGAUGGUUUGUGAUCCCCUGAUGUCUUGGACAGAGAUAUUUGGGACAACUGAAGAUGACUAUUCCACCUGUGACCAUCAGACAGGCACAUCGUUUUUUACUGACUUAGAAGAAACAAAGUUAUCCAGCAAGGACUCGCAUGAUAAAGCAUGCAUAAAGACAGGUGGCAUCAGCAGCCAAGAAUGUCACAGUCAUGGUAGAACAAACCUUCAGAGUUCACAUUUGUGGGAAUUUGUAAGAGACCUCCUCCUUUCUCCUGAAGAAAACAGUGGCAUUCUGGAAUGGGAGGACAGGGGAAAAGGCAUUUUUCGAGUUGUCAAAUCAGAAGCUCUGGCAAAGAUGUGGGGACAAAGGAAGAAAAAUGACAGAAUGACAUAUGAAAAACUGAGCAGAGCACUUCGAUACUAUUAUAAAACAGGCAUUUUGGAACGAGUAGACAGAAGGCUGGUGUACAAGUUUGGGAAGAAUGCCCACGGAUGGCAGGAGAACAAGAUAUGA
Lagopus leucura (white-tailed ptarmigan) is the source of this 618-nucleotide messenger RNA. RefSeq names its product E74 like ETS transcription factor 5 (gene ELF5). The record is from RefSeq and is a predicted model, not a curated record. Lineage: Eukaryota; Metazoa; Chordata; Aves; Galliformes; Phasianidae. The coding region runs from base 82 to 618 and encodes 178 amino acids. The transcript has 6 exons. Gene Ontology annotation, molecular function: sequence-specific DNA binding; DNA-binding transcription factor activity, RNA polymerase II-specific. Gene Ontology annotation, biological process: cell differentiation; regulation of transcription by RNA polymerase II. Gene Ontology annotation, cellular component: nucleus.